Asparagus officinalis (garden asparagus) is the source of this 3869-nucleotide messenger RNA. RefSeq lists its product as uncharacterized. The record is from RefSeq and is a predicted model, not a curated record. Gene Ontology annotation, molecular function: transcription coregulator activity. Gene Ontology annotation, biological process: regulation of DNA-templated transcription. The transcript is spliced from 8 exons. Gene Ontology annotation, cellular component: nucleus. NCBI's taxonomy places the organism in Eukaryota, Viridiplantae, Streptophyta, Magnoliopsida, Asparagales, Asparagaceae. The annotation marks the transcript as partial.
AAAGGGUUGUCGUCUAGCAUUGGAAGCAGCAGGGCCAACAAUGAGACUGUAAAUGGAACUUCUGGAAGAUCCGUGGUUGAGAUAGAUGACGAGGAUGCUAUCUGCAGGCGUACAAGAGCUCGGCACUCACUUGCUAACUAUACACUUGAGGAACUGGAGACAUUCCUUCAAGAAUCAGAUGAUGAUGUUGACCCUCCGAACGUUGACGAUGAAGAGGAGUAUCGGAAGUUUCUUGCAGCCGUUCUGGUGGAAGGAAGUGAUCAUGAAAAGGAAGGUCAAGGAGAUGAAACUGUUGAUGAGGAUGAAGAUAAUGAUGCUGACUUUGAGCUCGAAAUUGAGGAGGCACUGGAGAGUGAUGUUGAUGAAAAUGUUGAUUAUGAUGAAGGAAAGAAUGGUAAGCAAGAGGGAGGUGGUUAUGUGCCGGUGACUAGGCAGAAGAAGCGCUUAAAGGAAUCUGCAAAAGACAAGAAAACUCUUAUGGGACAAGCGAAGAUGCCAUUACGCCCUUUGGUGCCAUAUGAAUCAACUGUACAAGCAUCUGGUCUUCCAUUACAUGGAUGGCCAUUUUCAUCUCCUAUGGUUUUUCCUCAUUGCACACCAUAUACUUCUGGCGCUUACAUAAACACUGGAUUUACAGCAAAUCAACUUGGGCAGUUGUAUUGUCUAAUACACGAGCAUGUUCAAUUUCUUGUUCAGAUCUUUUCACUUAGUGUUCUUGAUCCUUCUAAGCAACAAGUUGCAAGUGAGAUGCAAAAGCUGAUGUCAGAGAUGAUUUCUAUACGAGAAAAUGCACUAGACCAGAGGAAACUUCCAUACCCUGAAUUCUGUUUUUAUCCUCCUAAUCUUCACUCCUCUGUGAGUGACUCCCACCAAGAUGCUAAUAGCUCCUGCUGGACGCCUGUCAUAGACAGCCAUGUAAUGUCCAUUCUUGAUGUUGCUCCACUUUGUCUAGUGAAGAGUUUCAUGACUGAUGUUUCUGAUAGUGUAUGGAGGCAUAGGCAAAGCCAUGUGGAAGAUAUAUCUAAUAAAAGCCACUCGAUGAGGGUCCCUCUUUUUCCAGUGCCUGCAUUGGAGUCUUCCAGUAAUACAGAUAACGAUAUUUCUGGAGGAACCGCCACUAUGUCUUCAAAGACACAUUCCACUUUUCCAGUUUUAGCAGAUCAGACGCAUUCUAAAAAGUCAAUGGCUUCAAUGCUUGUAGAAAGUACGAAGAGAGAAACAGUGGCUCUUGUCCCCAAAGAUAUUGCCAAAGCAGCAUGGAGGUUUUAUCCUUUAUUUAAUGCUGCACUUUUUCCUCAUAAGCCUCCUGCACAAGCUGUUGUUAAUCGUGUGCUCUUUACUGAUUCUGAAGACGGGUUACUGGCAAUGGGGAUACUGCAGUAUAAUAAUGAUUGGGCAGCAAUUCAGCAGCGCUUUCUUCCUUGUAAAUCUACUCAUCAGAUUUUUGUUCGGCAGAAAAAUCGCAGCUCUUCCAAAGCACCUGAAAAUCCUAUAAAAGCUGUGAGAAGAAUGAAGACCUCUCCAUUGACUACAGAUGAAAGGGCACGCAUCAGUGAGGGACUUAAACUCUUCAAAAACGAUUGGUUGUCUGUCUGGAAAUUUGUGGUUCCAUAUAGAGAUCCAUCCUUGUUACCCCGGCUGUGGCGUAUUGCUACAGGCACUCAGAAAUCAUACAGAAAAAGUGAAGCCAUGAAAGAGAAACGACGAUUAUAUGAGGCAAAAAGGAGAAAAAUGAAAGCUUCAAUGACUGACUGCCAUACAUCAUCAGAUAAGGAGGUUGAUAAUGGUGGUGAUAACAGUGCAGGUGACGUCGAUGGUGAAGAUGAGGCUUAUGUUCAUGAAGCGUUCUUGGCAGACUCGGAGGCAGGAAGCUCCAAGCACAAAUCCUGUGAUACCCCUCUUUUAAGCAUAAGCAGAAGUAAUAUGCAAUCAGUUAACAUCACGGCAUUUAAUGGUACUUAUGUCCAUGAGACUUCUACUUCUAUACCAAAUGGAAGUAGAGAACCGCAUCAGGGAGGUAGGCAUGGGUUUCAUACCUCUUGCACUCAAGAUUUGUGUCCUCCGUCUCAUUUUUCUCAUGCAUCGCAUGGUGCGUCUUCGAAGCAAUUCCUUUACAAUUCAAUGCCAAGGGCUUCUAAUAGCCAGCUGGUCUCACAAGCUUGCCAAACACAUAAAACUAAAUCUACUAGAGUAGUCAAGUUGGCACCUGACUUACCUCCUGUCAAUCUUCCUCCAACUGUUCGUGUAAUUUCACAGUCAACUUUCAAGAAUUACCGCUACGAGUCAUCUGCUUCCAUAGUUCGUGAUAAUGCAGUAAGAAAUCAUGUUCGAAGAGUUUCUCAGUCUGCAAGAGUAGGGAGUAGCAUAUCAAAUCUUGGGGAUUACUUAAAUAAAAUUUCUGAUAAUGGUCUGGAUACUAAUCCACAGCAAGAUGGUAUUACUCAUAUGGGUCAAUUUGGAGCAGAAGAGAACACCUCUGAAUCUGAUCUUCAAAUGCAUCCUUUACUGUUCCAGGCCCCUGAAGGUCAACUUUCAUCAUAUCCUUCAAUUAAUUCUCAUGCUACUGGUUCAACUACUCACAGCUCCUUCCUUAGAAGUUCGCUUCCGAAUGAUCCCAGUCCCUCUAGACCUCAAUGUUCUGCAAGCUCAGGUUUAUUCAGCAAUGCUACAAUACAGCCUAAAAAGUUACCCUUAGAUUUGCAUACUAUUGACUUUCAUCCUUUCUUGCAAAGAGCUGACAGUGAAAAUGGUGAUUCUUCUGCCAGACCAUUACUUCAUCGGGUCUCUAGCGAUUUAGAAGUAUCACAAGGUGAUUUCGAUAAGCUCCGCAAUCAAUCUGAUUGCAUGUUGAGAAUACCUGUGUCUGGUAAUAAUAAGGUGGGAACCAGUACAGCAUCUCUAACCAAUAAUGAAAAUGAAAGUAAUCUUGAUUUAGACAUUCGCUUGUGUUCUGUCCCAGAAAAGGAAAAGACAUUUGGCAGAGAUUGUCAGAAUAUUGAGGAAACGCCAAAGUUGUUAGGCGAUGACUCAUUUCUUACCUGUAGUGGUAGAUGUACAGAGGUUUCAGGUAACCGCGAUUUAACUUUGCAAGUUGUACCUCCAAACAGCAAUGGCGUAUGCCUUGGCGGAGGAGACCCUCAUGAUUAUUCUAUCGCUGGGAUAGUGAUGGAACAGGAAGAGUUGAGUGAUUCUGAAGAAGAGAUUGAACAUGUGGAAUUUGAACAAGAGGAGAUAGAUGACUCAGAAGAUGACAUGGACCAUCAGCUGCUUACUGGAACUGAAAAUAAGGAAUUUCCAUUCUUCACAUCCAAAGAAGAAGAGAUCCAAGCUAAUAAAUCCCAUCAGCCAACUUAUCUAAACAACGGACCAGUUGGGAAGUCUGGCCAGCUCAAGCGCGGUCGAUCAAGCAAGAAGCAAAGUUCAGACAUCUCCAAAAUGAACCCUGCUUCUUCUAGGAAGCCAAGAAAACGUCCUUCGAGCUAAACCCUUCAAGUAGCUCGCUUUAACUUAGUUUUUCACAAUUUUGUUGCGUUUUGCAUUCGUUAAAUGCUAAAGCAUUUUGGGUGUGCAACGAUGCGCUCUGGCAGGUUAUGAUCUCAUGUAGAUUUCGUGUAGUCCUUGUUGUAACUGCUGUCUUAAUAGUUUACAUAGAAUCAGUAGUCCCUGCUCUCUGUCCGUAUAAGUUUGCAGGCUUGUAAAAAUGAGCAGUUUUUCUUCAUUUCAUGACAUCAAGAUUAGUGCAAAGUCCUCAAAACAAAUCUUGUUCAGCUGAUAAAAAAAAUCUGUCCAUAAGACUUGCAUAAAAGCAUGAGAUGCGUAUUCUGAUUACUUGGAGGUGGAAAUUAUGAGGCAGAGUAUGGUUAUGUGAA